ACCAAUAAAAAACAGUUUUUUUUUGUUUUAAACUGAAUUAAAACUUUAUUUAAAAAAAAAUAAAAUAAGUGGACAUAAAUAUUAGAGCACGUAAAAUAAGGUUCAUUUCCUGACGCACAAUAACAAAGCACAAACGGAUAAGAAUUAAUUUUGCACCCGCACCAAUUAAUAUGAAUGUAGCUAUCAAACGGUCUAUUCUCCAGCCCCUCGUUAGCUACAACCAUCCUUGCGUCCUCUCUUCAGACAAGCGGGGGUCAGUGUUUUUACAGUAGCCAGGUGCUUCUUGAGCCGAGGCUGCAGUCGUCUUCUUGCCAAUGCAAAGACGGAGACGCGGUGGUCGGGACUCGGCUUCGCCGGGGCUUCAGACGCGGGCAAGAUGGCCUCAUCUCCAGAAUUUGGUUGCGUGUCCAUGAGCUGGUACGAGGGCUUGCGGGGCGUGAGGCAGGACGGGGAGCGUAAGGGAUGAAGCUUCCCCUUCCCCGUGCCGGAAGAUUGAGCGCUUGCUCUGUCUGGGAAAUAUAACGACUCCCGUCGAAAGACGCCCGGGCUCUCUCCGAGGGCCUGGAAGCCAUACGGGGUGGUGAUUUUUGGAACAGGUAGAGACAUUGCCGCGCGUGUCGUUGGGCUAGACUGGUCCUUGUUGGAAAGCGCUGUGGGCCUGGGUCGUUUAGGACUUGGGCCGGGGGAGAGCGAACAGCGCGGUAUCCAUUCCCUGGUAAAACAACUGGGCCCAAUUUCGGACACCUCUGGAUUAGAUGGAGGCUGCGGGCUGUAUGUCCGUCGCGAGAGUGGACCGAAGGACGGAAUUGUAAACUUAAGAACUCGAUCAGGAGUCAAAACUACAUCUCGCAGUGCGGUUGGACGACUCCUCACGUAGUUUUGGGUUUCAUGGAGGGAUGGCAAUCCUAAGAACCUGUUUUCGUUGUUUUCCAGGUCGCAGUUUACGGUAGCUGAACUUCUGUCUUCAUCAAAAGCGCAAUUUCUGGAUGCAUACAUUUUCUGUUUUGCUUCUAGGACCAAAAAGAAAAAACGAGACUAUUUUCUGUUUGCACUUCCUCUCGAUAAAAGCAGUCUUUUAACUGCGACCAGGCCUGACAGACAUUUCAAAAAUAAUAUGGGUGUUGUUUUGUCACUGGCAUUUAUUGGAUUCUGCCGGUCGCUGUCCGUCGGUCGGCGCGGGGCCAGCCAACCGCAAGGAAGCAUGAACGGAACGCAUAGACAAUGAGCCUCGCCAAGAAGCGCCGAACUGCCACUCCUAACUCGAGCCCUCCCAGGCCCAAAGCCAGAAAGAAGGAGGAGGAGCCUGAGACCGGACCUCCAGUGUCCCACAAUGCACCGCGCGGAGACACAGAUAAGAGUGCGGCGGCCGCGGCUCCCGGGGAAAGGGGCCAGGGGAUCGUCUGCGAUGUGCCCCCUCCUGCCCGGCGGUCGGCCAGGUUCAAGUGUCCGCCUCUGGAGCCUGGCGGGGAGGUCCUUGCAGGCCAGGCAGGCAUAGCUCCGCCUCCAGGUGAUGCUCAAAAUGAGGAGCCUGAGCCAUCAGGCAGCCCAUCACAGCGCCCUCUGCUGGCCCAGGAGGACAGUGACAUGAGCCUGAUCAUUACCCUGGAGGACGAGCAGCGCGGGAGGCGGCGCAGGCGAAGGAGGAAGGGCGGGGUGAAGAGGAAGCGGGGCGGGGCCAGCGGGGAGGAGGGCGGGGCCGAAGGCUCCGGCUCGGGUCAGGAGGGGGAGUCGGAGGGCCCGGAGGAGAGUCAGAUUGAGGUGGAGUUUGACAGCCAGCUGGACAGGGAGCUGGAGAGCAAGUCCCGCCAGCACAACCUGACCUCCGCCAACGUGCGCAACAUCAUCCAUGAAGUCAUCACUAACGAGCACGUGGUGGCCAUGAUGAAAGCCGCCAUCAACGAGACGGAGGCCAUUCCCGUCUUUGAACCCAAGAUGACGCGCUCCAAACUAAAGGAAGUGGUUGAGAAAGGAGUGGUGAUCCCGAACUGGAGUAUCUCCCCAAUGAAGAAACCCAAUGAGCAGAAGGCCCCCCAGUUUGUUGACAUUCCUCUUGAGGAAGAGGACUCCUCCGAUGAAGAGUACCGCCCCGAUGAAGACGAGGAGGAUGAGACGGCUGAGGAGACGUUUUUGGAGAGUGACAUAGAGAGCACUGCCUCCUCUCCACGGGGCAGCAAAGGGGCCCUGGCCCGGAUGGUUGCCGAGGGCGACGAGGACAGGAGCUGCAGUCCUACACAGCGCUUGCGCAAGUCCAGGCACCUGAGAGUGGAGGCCGUGCCCAUGGGCCCCCCACCACCCCCGAAACCUGCAGGCCCCCAGCGCCCCCCCAGGGCCCCGCCCGAGUGCAGCUUCAUGGAGAAGCUCCACGCCGUGGAGGAGGAGCUCGCCAUCAGUCCCAUCUGCCUGGAGCCCUACCAGGCUCUGAGCGGUGCUGCCGAGGGGGCCAGCGUGAUGGCCUGCCGCACCCGCUCCAAGCGCACGCUCCGGGACGUCCCGCUCGGCAGGCUGGAGGCGGAGCUACGGGCCCCCGACAUCACCCCGGACAUGUAUGACUGCGGCUCCGCCCCCGAGGACAGGGAGUGGACCCACUGGCUGCAGGGCCUGAUGACCUCUGAUAUGGAGAACGACGAGGAGGGCGAUGAUGACGAUGACCCUGAGUACAACUUCCUGGCGGACAUCGACGAGCCCGACCUGGAGGACUACCGUAACGACCGGGCCGUUCGCAUCACCAAAAAGGAAGUGAGUGAUCUGAUGGAGGAGCUCUUUAAAACGUUCCAGGAUGAGUUGUUAGUGCAGGAGCAGGAUGAAGAAGGGCACGAGGAAGAGGAGGAGAGGGAAGAAGAGACACCACCCCAGGAGGCGCCCAGUUUCAACAUCCCACAGACGAUCCGGUUCGAGGACCCGCCGGCCGCCGUGCUGACGGAGAGCCACCGCACGGUGAAGCAGCAGCUGGAGGCCCUGCGGCGCCAUCGCCACCUGCUGGAGAGUCAGGGCGGGGGCCCCGUGCUCCUGGGCCGGCCCUGCGCCCUCAUCCUCACCCACGCACAGAAAGCGCAGCUCCAGCAGCAGGUCCAGCAGCACGUCCAGCUGCUGACCCAGGUGCACAUGCUCACCAGCCCAGUGGAAGCGCUGCAGAGCGAAACCGCCACCACUCGCCUCUUCCUGUCGGAGCUGGAGUCGUUCGCCGAGCGCGGAGAGCGCGCACGGGGCGCCGCGGAGCCGGGGUUCGCCAGCGCGUUCAGGGCCUGCAACCUGCAGGGGGCGCUGUCUCUGCUGCAGGAGGUCACACUGAGCCCCGAGCCCCCGCACCCAACCCACUGCAGCCCUGACCACCGCGCUGGGGGGCGCCCCUCCCCCCUGCUGCCUCCACAGUUGGCCUGGCUGCUGGCCACCCGGCCCGUCUUCAUGUACCCCGAACUGCUGCCCCACUGCAGCCUGGACCCCGCCCUGCACCCGCCCCGCACAAACUCCUUCUACACCCCCGGGGAGGACAACUUGGUAGUGCUGGGCCUGAGGAACUUCAGCGAGACGAGGAGCCCGUACGAGCUGGUCUGCGAGUACCUGAUCCGCGGCAAGGGAGCCAAACAGCUCCGCAAGCACGUCCUCAACAUGUGCCACCGCCGUCCCCGUGACAACGCCAUCAAGUUCUACGUUGAGCGGAAGAUGGUUCCCCCCAUGACACUGGCGUGUGGUGAAGUGAAGCCUGGUGAACAGCGCCCUCCGGUGGAAAGGGAGGGGACCGGCAUGCCCCCGUGGCUGCGGAAGAGCAUACGCCAUAUUCACGAGGCAGUGAUGGACUACAACCACUUCCCGCUGGAAGCUCCGCCUCCUCCUGCCAAACCGUCCUAUACCUUUCCCCCAAACACACGCUAUCCUCCCACGCUGCCCCCGGUCCUCACCCUGCACCCCUUCGGCUUCAGACGGCAGCGUCCCGUUUCCGUGGAGGCAGGCUGCGCCCCCGUGCCUGACCCGUGGCUGGUUUUAGGGCACGGAGCUGACCCUUGCCUUGCUGCCAAGAUCGCCCCCUGCUGUCACGGAGGUGCGACUGCAGCAGAGGGGAGGACUGCGUGCACAGAAAAGUGUGGCCCCUUGCGCGAAGCCCUCAGUAAGAUGGUUCCCAUCCAACCCGCGCCCCCUAAACCUCCGCCCCCGCCCCUGCCCCCCCAGGCCCUGCAGGUCCUCACCGUCCCAGCAGGGGGCGCCCUCCGCGUGCCGGAGGGACUGGCGAGGGCGGGGGUGGCGACGGUCGUGUCGGGCGGCGCAAAGGAAGCGGGUCAGUCGGGGGCUGUCCAUCACGGCGUCCCGCCCGCCGUCAUCAUCAACGUGACCGCCCCAUUGGCCACUGCGGUCGUAUGUCCCGCCCCUUCCUGCGAGAGAUUGGCUGGUUUUGUCAGUGAGGCCCCACCUCCGCCACAGGAGGGCGUCGCUCUACCCUUCUCCCCCCUCGCUCUGCUUGGAAAAUUCGGCAGGCCGCUGCUGCCCGCCCCUCUGCGAGAGAACACCCCUACGGCCCCCCCGGGGAGGACCGUUAGAAGAGGACCCAGCGUAUCGAAUGGAGUGCCUCACCCUGGUAACCCCCAAAAGCCCAGAGCAUUCUGGGAUGUGGUAAAUGUCCUUGCCGGUCCGAGCGGGGAAGCGGAUGGCGGCACAGUGGGCCCCAAACUGGGAGGCCUCCAAAAUCAGCCCCCUUCGGGUCCCCGCCGGACGCUCUCCGCUCCUGCGGGGGGUCCCAAGUACGCCCUGGUCAGCUGCGGCCCCAGCGCCGCGCCCCACGUCCUCCUCUUACCCCAAAACUGUGCGAUUGCGGACGGGAUGCCGGUGAGCGCGAGUGUGCCGGCAGGGGCCCAGAACGAGCCGGGGGACCCCCAAGAGAGCCGUGCUGAGGCCCCCACAAGGGGACCGCCCCCCUCUUCCAAAAUCAGCACGGUUGAGCUGGAAUGGGCUGAGCAAGGAGAGGGAUGGGAGGAAGAGGAGGAGGAGGAGAAAGAGGGAGAAUGCGACGGCCAGGAGGAACCGGAAGCGGGAGAUUUCGGGGGCCCCCUCUUGGCCCUGUCGGAGUCCUCGGGGAGCCCCGCCUCCAGUCCGCGCACCCCGGAGAAGAUGGAUGCGGAGGAGGGUGGAGGAGAGGGGUGGAGCGGGCUGCUGACCUCCACCCCGCAGCACAGCCCCCAGGGAAAGCGGGAGGGGGAGGGGCUGGAUGACGUCGCCAGCGAGGAAGAGGAAGUGAUGUCGCCAGCGUCCGAGCAGUCCUUGUUGUCAGUGCCAGAGCUGCAGGAGACCAUGGAGAAGCUCAGCAUGCUGGCUUCAGAGGGCAGGGAGUCUGAGGCGGGAGAAACAGACGACGGCGAGUCCCCAAACUCCCUCGCUUCUCCGCCCUCGUCCUCCGGCCCCCAGAAUCCUGAGGAGAGGGCGGGGACGCGUGAGGGGGAGAAGCCAAGGGAAGGCGGAGCCUCCCAGUCUGUUGCUGUAGGCGGUGCGCCUCGAUCCAGAGGGAAACGAUUUGGCAAAAGCAGAGGCAAUGGCCGCCACCCCCGCACUAGCGUGAAAUGUAGUGGGCGUCAGGAGCUGGACGAUGGGGACGCGUCCAAGCCGCUGCUGGUCGGCGGCGAUGAUGACACACUGAGCAGUGAUCCCCUGAGGGAGAGCAAGGACAUGGCCUUCGCCAGGGCCUACCUCCGCAGGGUCUGUGCGGCCGUGCGGGGCGUCCCGGGGAAGGUGGAGGAGUUCCUGAGGGUCCUGUACGAGUUUGAGCAGGGGGGAGAGGGGCGGAGCUCGGUGGAGCUUUUCGAGCAGCUGAAGCUGGUGCUGAGGGACCGGCCCGACCUGCUCUGGGACUUUGCCGCCUUUCUGAGGCCCGAGCAGGCCCGGGAGUGUGGCCUGCUUGCUGAGCAGCAGGCUUUUGAGCGCAGUCGCCAUUUCCUGCGGCAGCUGGAGACGAGUUUUGGGGAAAGCCCCGCCCACUACCGCCAGAUAGUGCGCGCUCUGCAGGAGGGGCCCGGCCUCAGCCCCGCAGGUCUGAGAGAGCUAAAAGCUCAGAUGGCCUCCAUGCUCAAACACCACACCCAUCUUCAGGGUGAAUUCUGGGAUUUCUUUGAUGAGCUCCACACAACCUCCUCGCAGUCAGUUCAUCUGGAAAAUACGCCGUUUUCAGAGGUAGGGGAGGGGACAACUGUAGGACAGGAGAGUAGGACAAGGGCCAGAGGUCAGCACAAGAAGGACAAGCUUCCUGUUUCACAGGAAGGGGAGGAGCCCCACAAAGCUGGACCAAUGAUGGUCCGGAGGAGGAAGAAGGGCAACUUUGGCUGCCGCAAUCCACGCAAGGGCUCUGUCUCCCGGGCUACGAAGGGGCGUGGCCUCUCGCCUCCUGAAACCAGCACCCCCCCUCCAGCAGCUCACCCAGAGAAAAGACUGGAGGAGAGGGAGGAAGAGAGGAGGGAGAGAGGUAUGGAGAUAAACGGCCCGUGUCCCGGUAAAGAAUGUGAGGAAGAGGAGGAGCCUGAGGAAGAGGACGGGCAGCGAGAGAGCGGGAAGGCUGGAGGAGUUGGAGAUGCAUGCGGUAACACCCCAGCCGCACACCGGACCCUGCCCAGCCCCGACCCCCCUGUCUGUGCCAAAAACGUGUCCCUCACACCCACGGGACAGAAGGUCAUCCUCUGGACCAGGGAAGCAGACCGUAUAAUCUUGACUGCCUGCCAGCGUAAGGGAGCCAAUCAGAGAACAUUCCAGGCUGUAUCCGCUCAGCUUGGGAACAAGACGGCCAAUGAGGUCUCCCUGCGCUUCCGGGAGCUCGUGGACCUGUUCCACAGCGCCGCCCGGCCCGGCAACAAGGCCGGCGACCCGGACCAGCUGUCCGCUUCUGAAGACGAGCCGGACUGAACAGAACCCAGAGGGCUGGACCUACAGAGACACCCCCCCCCCCCAUUGGAUACAGCGGUCUUCAAAGGGGAAGUCGGUACAGGAGAGACCGAGCCGAUGUGUAUUGGGUCAGAACCAGAGGAGACUGGAGUGGUGUAUCCCAGCAACACCAACAUACAGACCCGACUAGACCUGGGGCAAGCCACCAGACCGGUCGCUGGCUUUGGAACCUCCUCCGGACCCAAAGUCGCAGAGACCACAGAACUGAAUAGAUCGACUAUGAUUAUGUUUACGUCUGCACUGCUCUUUCUGCGGUGCGAAUAAUUGCACACGAUAACCUUUCCAGGGCUGGUCUUGGUAGACUAGUUUAUUAACAUCAUGCGCAUAAGUGGCUUGAACAGGAAAUUAGUUUCUGAUGAGAAGCUGAUGCAAAAGGUCAGAGGAUCUGACAGAUGUUAUAGAUACUAUUAUAGGCAGAGUUGUGAUUAAUAAACAAUAAAAAAAACACCAAAAAGGGUACCGAAUAACAGAAGAACUGACUGACCGGCAAAUUGUGCUGAAGACAGGGGUUGAACUUAAAUUUAAUUGGGCCAGAACACUGAAUAAUUGUAGCAGGGAGUUUAGAAAGUACCUUCUAAAUCAUACAUAAUUAGUAAUAUUGCCAAAAGAUGCCAAAUUAGCCUUUCAGUAUCAACUUACCCCCAGAUGUACAGUAGUACAGUAUUAUAACUUAUUGUGCUUGUUGUAUAUACAGAAUUGGGUUUAUGACCUUACAGUAUCCUUUAUUUACAGUGAAAUAUUUUUGUAUUGUUUUUUUUUUUGUCAGAAUAAAUACAGAUAUGCGUAUCUCUAAAUAUGGGUGUUGAAUAAAAUGCUCCACUGAGAA
This is a messenger RNA of Anguilla anguilla (European eel), 7738 nucleotides long. Its product is annotated as GON-4-like protein. Bases 1222 to 6873 code for a protein of 1883 amino acids. Gene Ontology annotation, cellular component: nucleus. The transcript is spliced from 30 exons. Gene Ontology annotation, biological process: regulation of DNA-templated transcription. Gene Ontology annotation, molecular function: transcription coregulator activity; DNA-binding transcription factor activity; sequence-specific DNA binding. The record is from RefSeq and is a predicted model, not a curated record. Lineage: Eukaryota; Metazoa; Chordata; Actinopteri; Anguilliformes; Anguillidae.